Molecule: messenger RNA, 3207 nt
Organism: Dichomitus squalens LYAD-421 SS1
Lineage: Eukaryota; Fungi; Basidiomycota; Agaricomycetes; Polyporales; Polyporaceae
Exons: 2
Coding region: 1-3207 (1068 amino acids)
Source: RefSeq, a predicted model, not a curated record
AUGCCAAGAUUAGGUACCGAGUCCAGUUCGUCCCGCCGACACAACCCCACCCAGACGCUCUCCGACUACUUCCACAUCACUUCCCAGGUCUGGUCUCUCCGCUCCGACGACACGCGCGCGGAUCCGUCCUCCGCGUCCUCCAGUCACGCCUCGUCCUCCGGGUCUCGUCUAGACGUCCUUGAUGACUUACUCAGCCGCGUGCACGCGCCUGAGCCCCGCACUCGAUGGAAUACCCGCAGGGCGCUCGGUCCUUACGGACAACGCCCGCUGCACAAGUGGUUGCCCUCCGAGCACAGGCACUUCGAGGAGAUGGACAUGCUCAUGGAGACGUUCCCCGAACCCAACUCGGAUGACGAAGAACCGGAGGAGAAGGAGCUACACGAGAUUCUUCAGAAGCACAAUGCACAGGCAAAGGAAAAGCAGGAGGGAGAGGAGGACGAGGGCGAAGACGCGGCGCAGGUCGAGUCUGAGCCGAGCCAAGGUGAGGGAAGCAUCCCCCCUAGUCCGCCACAGUCGCGACCGUUGUCCCCAGCCGCCACAAAGAGGCGCGAGAAGAAUAAGAAGAAGAAAGCGAAAGUGCGCGCAAAGGCGAAGGAGAAGGAGAAGGGUGAGGUCGAACAUCCCUCGUCGGGUCCUAUCCUCGAUACGCCUCAAGACUUGCUCGCAUCUAUGUCGCGCAUCGCCAAGCUUGUCGGAUCACUUACCACGGACGCGCAGGGAAGCGAACCGGACGAGCUUCUCCGGCGCGUCCGCGAUGCGUUAGGGAAGGAGGGACAGCCCUCGACUCCUGCAGAGUGGCGAUCAGAAGUGCUCCAGAGCGUCCGGCGGAUGGAGAGCAUGCUCGCGCGGAUGGAGAAAUGGCAGACUCAGGUAGCUCCUGGCGAAAUCGAAGCGUUGAGACAGGAGACGGUAUGGCUGGAGAUGCGUGUGCGCUCGGUGGUUCAGCAGAAGGAACAGGAACACAAUAGGGAAGGCGCGGUAAUGCCACACAGAGAACAGGUCGCUGACGGGAAGAGCAAGGAACGGGAAGACGUUCGAAGCCAGGACCCUGGAUCCGUAGCGUUAAGAACAGUCGAGGACAGGAUAGGAAUGGUCAGUGCCGCGCUACCUGCACCGGAUACGAAGGACCUGCCUACCACCGGGGAUGACUCGGAUAGCUUGUCCGACAGUGGUCCGGACAGCAACUCUUGUCCCUCAGAGAGCGACACGGGGCUUACUGAGCCAGAGUCUGGGAAUCGUUCACCACUUGACGAGAAGGCUGCCCCUCCACCGCCCCCGUUCCCUGCAGCGACAUCCGUGCCACAGCCUGCUGUCGCCCGAGUACCAGUACCGCAACCACCAGCCGAUGCUAUCUCUGCCGAGCUCAAACCAAACGAUCACAUCGUAGCCCUGGGCCCACACGGCUACAUCCCCCCGGCUGCGCCUGCUGCCGGCAUCCGACACACUGCGCUGAACACCCUCACGUCCAAGAACCACAAUAUUCCUCCCGACCCGCCUCCCGACCCAAUCCAAGAUCUCACCGAAUAUCCUUGGACCAUGCUUGAAGUCCUCUUCCUGCUGGAAGUCAUCGCGCACUUCCCUCCCGCUGAGAACGGCUGGACCUUCAUCGCGGAGGCGUACAACAAUAUCCUCAUUACGCGUCCCCUCCAGGAAUGGUUCGAAAAGCAGGCGACUAUGAGUCGCGAAGAGGAGGACAUGAUGAAAGCCUUGCUCCGGAAAUUGCAUAAAGAGGCGUAUCAACUGCGCGCUGGUCCGAAAGCGAAUGCAGGCAAGAACGGGAAGGCUGGCGAACGCGGUAGGGCAGCACCAUUUGGUAGCGCGGAGGCGCGUGCUGAGGCUAGUGCCCAUGCGAAGGCUUCGGCCAACCCAGCCACUCCCACCGCGAAGACUUCGAAGACGCCCGACAGUUUCGUCACCAUGCUUCCGUUCUCUCUUCAGCUUCCCGGAGGCGACGCACCUACGCAAGGCCCAGAGCCCUUGCAACGCAUCUUUCCCUUCCCGCGUCGCCGGCCUCCCCUGACCCUCCCCUCCGAAGACGCGAGCGCGUUCGCGCGCGUGAUGAAGUCGGCUGCAGCUGGUGUGCGGCCGCCAUCCGCUGAGUCGCGCGCGGCAAUGGUCGCGUUGUACACCGCAACGGAGACGCGCUUCCCGGUGCGCACUCCAUGGGACUGCUGGCAUCGGUGGUGCACGCCUUGGGUUGCCCAAGAACCAACAGGAUCCAGCGGCGAAGACAAGGCGUACAGACCAGCCAUGCCCCCGAUGGUGCUUGACUACGUUGCUGGGAACAUCGGUCUGCCCUGCGGCACUUGGAUCACCCAGGCGCGCCAGUGGGUGUUCAAGCCUGUGCCGGGAACCUAUCCAGACGCCCCAGGGGUGAUGCAUAAGGUGACUGCGGGAUAUGACCCUAGACCGGGCAUGGUGGCGUUUGCCAGGAUGACGCAUCUGAGUGCUGAAAAGGCGUGGGCGGCCAUUGGGCUGGGGAGAAAGAAGGAUGGGACGGUGAGCGAGGAGGUACUUGCGAGUAGGAGGAUGAAGCUGCCUUCGACGCUAACGGGUCUCUGGCCUGGGAAACCUCCUCAGAAACCUCCCAAUGCUCGCGCUGGUACCGCGGCACCUCCUGCUCCGGCCCCAGAUCCGGCUUCCGCUUCGCCUACUCCGACCGCUCCCGCUCCCAGUGCUCCCGCGGGUAACAAGCCAGCUCAGCCAGCAUCAUUCACCCCUCCUCCGCCUGCAGCGCCAUCUACCCCCGCGAAACCUCAACCUCAGCCUGCCGGGCAGCCACAAGCGCGCCCUGCUCUUCUUCCAAACACAGGCACAAUCUCCCAGCCCGCGGAGCCCUUCCUGCCGCUGCCCGUGCCGCGCGGGCCACCUCCAAACAAGCCGCUCAACGUACCAGAAGGUACGCUUGGCAAUGCUGUCCGGCCGGGCAUCCGGGCCUGGUUCCAGAUUGCCGCAGUCCGUGCUGACGUGCUGGAGCGCGUGACGAGCCUUAAGAGUGCCUCGGACACGUUCGAGCGUGCUAUGGGGCGCCCGUCUUUGCCCGUCGUGACGAAGAAUGACCCGAAGAACAAGGCGAGGGCCAAGGCCGAAGCGGAAGAGGAGAGAGUGCGGCGGUGGGAGAAGGAAAGAGAGCGCGAGAAGUGGGUCCCGGUCCACUUGAGGAAUGUCGUCGUCCCGCCGCCUCCGCCUCUAUGCUCGACGUCUUGA